Molecule: messenger RNA, 303 nt
Organism: Dibothriocephalus latus
Lineage: Eukaryota; Metazoa; Platyhelminthes; Cestoda; Diphyllobothriidea; Diphyllobothriidae
Source: the annotation of a GenBank genome assembly
AUGGUUGCCCACAGUGGCAAGACCUGGUGUCGCUGCGGCACCUGCAACCAAGAGUUCUGUGAAGACGACAAAACUCUGCCAGCCAACCUGACCAUUGGAAAGGAUGAGCCGAGUGAAGAGGAAAAUCAGAAUAGCAAUCCACAACAGCCCCCGGAGCAGCCGGCCACCGCUACGGAGGCGGAGGCCACGGCGGAUGGGGAGACCGCACAAGCAGGUGGUGAUUCGACCUCAGAGCUGGUUGAAGAGUCCAUAGAGCCUUACGCUGCCACCCUGCCUAUUCUCACCCUCUGCCGCAUGCUGGAG